Aspergillus japonicus CBS 114.51 is the source of this 1075-nucleotide messenger RNA. RefSeq names its product alpha/beta fold hydrolase. The record is from RefSeq and is a predicted model, not a curated record. The coding region runs from base 125 to 1075 and encodes 316 amino acids. NCBI's taxonomy places the organism in Eukaryota, Fungi, Ascomycota, Eurotiomycetes, Eurotiales, Aspergillaceae. The transcript has a single exon.
CAAUUAGCCACCGGGCACAGGAAACAAUAUUUUUUGAGUAGGCCUACAUUCUUGUUGUUCCUCAUUGUGCUUCUACACCUUCUGUCACCUUUUGUCACCAAAGGCAAAAAACGUUCCUCCCAAAAUGGCCGACGUAGAAUUUCUCGCCCUUGCCACCAAACCCUCGGCGCAGCUGGCUUAUACCUUCCAAGCUCCCGAAGGAACAUCCACCAAGCCCGUCCUGGUGGUCUUUGUGAACGGGCUCGGUCUUCCGCAAGCCUUCUGGCAGCCUGUCAUUGCUCAAUUAAAACCCCUUCGCCAAGGCAGCAGCCCGGCCUUCCUGACAUACGACCGCUUCGGCCAAGGCCAGACGACCGACCGCGAUCCCGCAGACGCCGGCGCCGAGGAUCCCACCCACGGCCACGACUGCCUGGCCGCCGUGCAGGAUCUCCGCCAGCUGCUUGCGCAGAUCACCGCCAACAAGCUGGGCGUCGCCGAUGUGGACUCCGUCUCGCUCGUGCUGGUAGGGAAUUCGAUCGGCUGCGCGCUGGCCCGGCUCUACGCGCAGGAAUAUCCCGGCACCGUCGCCGCGCUCUUGUUGCUAGACAGCGUCCUCGCCAACUCGGACUUCAUUUCCAUCUUUCCCGACCCCGACGCCUCGGACUUCGACCCGGCUAGCAUCGCCCCGAUCCCCACUGAGGCCAUUCGCGCCGUGCGGGCUGGCGUCCGCCGCGUCUUUCACCCCGACGUCGGCAGCAAGGAGGGUCUCAGCCGGCGGAACCUGCGCGAGCUGCUGCCUGCCAGUGACGGCCCGCAGCUGCACGGCCCCGAGGGUCACGGACCCUAUGUGACGGUCGUGGGCCACGACUUCGAUGCUUUCGCGGAGGAGUCGGCCAAGAUGGGCCCACCUAAACCGGUCACGAACCGUUUCGUCAACCCCUACUGGCACCGCUACAACGAGGGGUUGGUCAAGAUCACCGAGGCCGAGUACAGCAAGGGCCCUUUGAUUGCACCGAACGCGGGUCACUUUGUGCAAAAGGAUAACCCGGAAUUUGUGGUCCAGGAGUUGAAUGAACUGUUGGAGAAGGUGCUGUAG